Sorex araneus (European shrew) is the source of this 4266-nucleotide messenger RNA. It is a transcript of the gene KHNYN, whose product is annotated as KH and NYN domain containing. The record is from RefSeq and is a predicted model, not a curated record. Gene Ontology annotation, cellular component: cytoplasmic ribonucleoprotein granule; nucleus. The transcript is spliced from 7 exons. NCBI's taxonomy places the organism in Eukaryota, Metazoa, Chordata, Mammalia, Eulipotyphla, Soricidae. Gene Ontology annotation, molecular function: RNA endonuclease activity; mRNA binding. The coding region runs from base 508 to 2478 and encodes 656 amino acids.
CGGGGGUCCCGGGGUGGGGCGCGCGGCUAGAGCGCGGGGGUGGGGAGGGACCCGAGCCGGGAAAUGGCAGUCCCGGGACGUGGGACCACGGCCCAGGACCAACCCUGGCGGGGAUUACCCCUGACGCCGUCCUGCCCCCGGAGGAGGCAGAGUCCGCCGAGGAGAUGCGCGUGCGCGUGCGCUCCGGGCCGCCCCUCCGGGCUGGGCGGGGGCCUCCCGCUCCACCCCAACUUUCUGCGCUGGAUCUUCGUUUCGUUUCCUAAAGGCCCGAUGGCCGUUCCGGAGAGACGACCCCCGAGACCAGGCCCGGAGGCCCCCACCCCCGGCCAGCCCUCCAACACGGGCCGAGAUGCGGGUGGCCGGCGGGCUUGCUGACCACACCAGCGACUGGGGGGGCCGGGACCUGUGGAUCGCCGGCGCCGGCCCCGUGCUGCGGCCGUGAGUGGGGGCGCACGGCAGGGCCCCGAGCUGCCUUCCCUCCUUGCAGGCCCCGGCGGCCCCGCAGCCAUGCAGACCUGCGGGGCGGCGCCCGAGACCCCCGACCGCUUUGCCGUGUCUGCGGAGGCCGAGGCCACGGUGCGUGAGCAGCGGCCCCCCGUGCAGCGCAUCUUCCGCGUGAGCGUGAGCGUCCUCCCGAAGGACUGUCCCGAGAACCCUCACAUCUGGCUGCAGCUGGAGGGGCCCAAGGAGAACGUCCGCAGGGCCAAGGAAUUCCUCAAGGGUCUCUGCAGUCCAGAGCUGCAGAACGAACUCCACUACCCCCCGGAACUGCACUGCAUCUUCCUGGGAGCCCAGGGCUUCUUCCUUGAGUGUCUGGCCUGGAGCACGGCUGCCCAUCUGAUACCUGGCAUGCCUGGAACACUGAGCGUCAGCGGCCUGACCGAGGCCGUGGUCAUGGCUCAGAGCCGAGUGGAGGGCCUGGUGGAGCGGUUGAGCUGGGACCUUUGGCCGGGGCCACCCCCUGGCACGCCUCAGUGUGCUUCGGUGCUGAGGGACUUCUCUGCACUGAUCGAGUCAAGGGCCGAUGUCCACAGAGAAGCUUUGCUGCAGCUGCCCCUGGCUGUCCAGGAGGAACUGCUGAGCCUGGCUCACGAGGCAUCCCGGGGGCAAGGACCCCGGGCCUCUCCCUCCUGGGAGCUGGGGAGCCCAGAAGUGCUGGGUGCUCAGCCGCUGGGGGUCAGAGCUCUCUGGGAAGCAGGUGGGGAGCCCCUAGAGACUGGGACUCCGGGGCAGCGAGAGGCGGGGGGAGAAGGCUGGGCUGUGGAGGUGUGUGGGAAUCAGAGUGGUCCCUGGGAAGGCGGGACGGGGCUGCAUUGGGAAGAGACCCAGUGGAGGCAAGCGGGCUGCAGACCCCAGUCGGCACAGCCCCUGAAAGGGAAGGCCCUGGGGGAGAAGGGGGCACUUCCGGAGGGGGGAGGGGUCUUUGUCCAGGCCGAGCCCCCUGGUGUCCCGGGGCCCUGUCUGCGGGCAGCUCAGUCCCGGGGAGCCUCCCUCCACCAGCGUCUGCAGAACGGGAAAGCCGCACCUCCCAGAGUGCCCAGCCCCCUGCCGGCCCCCGAGCCUCCGUGGCACACUGCGGACCGAGGGGACCAAGGGGACCGGGGAGACAGGCAGCAGGGUGGGCCUCGAGGUCGGGGAUCGUCCUGGAAAGGUUCGAGAGGGGGCAACUUGGUGACCGGCACUCAGCGUUUCCAAGAGGCUCUGCAGAACCCCUUCACCCUGUGCCUCGCCAACGUGCCCGGCCAGCCAGACCUCCGCCAUAUUGUCAUUGAUGGCAGCAACGUGGCCAUGGUCCAUGGCCUCCAGCACUACUUCUCCAGCCGGGGCAUCGCCAUUGCUGUGCAGUACUUCUGGGACCGGGGCCAUCGGGACAUAACCGUGUUUGUGCCUCAGUGGCGCUUCAGUAAGGACUCCAAAGUCAGAGAGGGACACUUUCUGCAAAAGCUGUACUCCCUCAGCCUGCUCUCUCUCACUCCCUCCCGGGUCGUGGAAGGCAAGAGGAUCUCCUCCUAUGAUGACAGGUUCAUGGUGAAGCUGGCUGAAGAGACGGACGGCAUCAUUGUCUCCAAUGACCAGUUCCGGGACCUGGCGGAGGAGUCUGACAAGUGGAUGGCCAUCAUCAGAGAGCGUUUGCUGCCCUUCACCUUUGUGGGCAAUCUCUUCAUGGUCCCGGAUGACCCGUUAGGGCGAAACGGCCCCACACUGGAGGAUUUUCUGAAGAAGCCAGUCAGGACACCGCAGUCCUCUAAAGCUCAGAAUCCGGCCAGGGGCCUCCCAGAACCUGGCCCGCAGCGGCCGGGGAAAGAAGAGGAAAAAGUCAGCGGCAUCCGGAAGAACCGGGAGACGGAGCGGCUUCGGAGGCAACUGCUCGAGGUGUUUUCGGGCCAAGAUCACAAGGUGGACUUUGUCCUGCAGCGGGAGCCCUACUCCCGGGACAUCAACCAGCUCUCCGAGGCACUGCUCAGUCUGAACUUCUGAGCGCCGCCCGCGCCUGGUCUGCCCCGGGCUGCUCAGACCCACACUGGCCCUGACUUGGUGCUUUGCCUGAGGGGGGGCGCUCCAGUCCCUGAUAAGCACCCUGCCCUGUCCUGGCUCUGGGGCAGUGGUCCUGAAGGCACCUCCCCCACACUGCACAGGAGCAUGCACGUGUGUGGGGUGCCCAAGCCUGGGGCCCUGGCGUCAGGGGCUCCUUAAAGGGACCUGCUGUGGACUUCUCCCUCCUCUCAGGAGGCGCUGCUCAGCAUUAAUUCCCCACCUUGCCUCUGCACAGGGUUUUGGGGGUUUGGGGGUGGGUGGCGCUGGAACUGUAGCAGCAGGCCAGACUGCUGGGGAUUGGGACUGGCUGUUCCCCUGGCUGAGCGGGAUGGAGGCGAGGUGGGCAGUGGAGAAUGGACAGGUGAGGGGGAGUUGACCCUUUCCUCGGCUGCUUCCCAGGCUUAUUAGCCAGGGUCCUGGGAGCAGGACAGGAUGGGAAGGCUUGGGUGCUGUAAGGCUGGUAUCCCAGGCCUGGGGUCGCUGGUGCCGGUGGAGAAGACAGAGUACUUGGCCUCUGGUGUUCGCUCUACCUCCUGUCUGGGACCUUGACUGAACAGCUUGGCCUUUACUUCUGCAUUCAGAUCAGGGGCAUAUUCACCCAUCUGGAGGGGAAACAGGAGCCAGGAGGGAAGAUCCUUGGAGGAGAGGUACUUGGACCAGUCUCAGGUGUGUCUCUCUGUAGCUGCACAGGCUCCCGAGCCCAAUCCUUUCUUCCAGGGAGCCAGGGAGACCCAGUCUCCAGGGCCUGUGCUGAGAACUUCACGCUGCAUCCUCACUAUAACAUGCCCUAUCAUGGCUGCAUAUAUCCUCAGUAGAAUCCUCAGUUUAACAUGCCCUGUCAUGGCUGCGGCCCUUUGGGCCCCCCCACCCUCUCCCCCGACCAGAUCCACAUUUAUGAAAUAGUCAGUUAGGGGUGACUGUUUGCAUUACCAAAAUACUCUCAGGGUUCUUCCGAACGGCAGCUUUCCUGUUGCACUCAUGCGUGUUUACAGAUUAAGGGUCCGAAAGUCCCCACUUAGAUGCGCUUGCUGGAGUGCGUGCUGAGCCCCCGUCAAACCUGCAAGGCCGUGCUCUGUGGUGACGAUGCCAGUGUGACCUAACCCUCGCGUUUCCUCCACUGAACUCCGCUGAUGCAUAAAGUGAGGCCCUCUUCUGUUGUGUGUGUGCAUGUGUGUGAAUGGGGAUGGGACGGUUGAGAGAGGUUGUACCGCAACGAGCCAGUUAUCUAGAAAAAUAAAAACUCAGGCGUAUACAAGUCAUUGGCUGGCUGACCACCAGGCUGUCACCUCAGGACACUGCCUGUGCUCUGACUCCUGCAGGUCCCUCAUCUGCAUGGAGAACUGUGUCGUCCGUCGGGGAACUUGUUAGUGCCUAGCGCACACCCGAGUCACCGGCAGUAUUGGAAGCCCUUCGUUGUACAUAGCCCCUAGUGUGCUUUGACUUCUGUCUUUGGGGCUGUCACUCCCUGAUAGUAAGCCCACAGCCAGCUCACUUCCAGAGGCUGAGCCCUGAGGGAGUGAGAUGAACUGAGCCAGGUGCUGGGGUGCUUCACCCUCUGCAGGCCUUGACGGCUGAGCCCUCAGUAGCACGGGCAGUCAGACAUGGUUGCUCCAACUCCUCGGUCCAGCCGCUGGCACGGCAAGCAGGAGCAGAGGGGCCUUCUCACUGGUGGCUCCACAGUGGGCCAGACUGAGCUUGGGCUGGGGACAGGCCAGUCAAGGAAAGGAUGGA